Messenger RNA from Heterobilharzia americana, 5961 nucleotides. The record is from the annotation of a GenBank genome assembly. NCBI's taxonomy places the organism in Eukaryota, Metazoa, Platyhelminthes, Trematoda, Strigeidida, Schistosomatidae.
GUAAGGUUUGCGUCGGGCGUUGCAUUUAGAAGUGUUGUUUGUUUUUUAUAUGUUCGCUGACUAGCCAUUAUUCAGUGCGCCAGUAACACUCAUUCUAUCUACUAGCGUCUGAAACUACUGAGCUGUUUAUAUCAAUCUAACUUUCUGCUUGUCUUUGACAUUGUUUCAAAGAUUGCAGGCUGAAUUCGCUUUGCAAUGAUGAAAGCGAGAUUUACCCCUUGAAUUAAGCUAUUUUGUGAUUUCAUCUCAGUUUCCAAUCUUUCCUAGAUUCAAGAUUAGGUUUUGUGGAGUCAAGUUUAAGGUAACGUUUGGAUAAGUUGCGUUUAUCGAUAUAUAUGAGGAAUGUAUCUCUAAACAUUUCAUUUAGUAUAAAGAGCGAUGAGUGUUUGAUCACUUAUUCCAAAAGACCUCAUCCUACUAAUAUGCCCGGCACCGGGGUGUUUGAUGCAAUACCAAUUCUGUUUCCUUAUAAGAAUUUGGACAGCUAAUAGUUCAAAUGGUUGGACAUGUAAAAAGCCGAAAACUUAUUGGAGCACUUCAGUAAUAUGUUUUUGGUAAACACUGAUACACAGAUGUUAAGUAAAUUUCACGUAUAUGAUCUCUUUACUCUUUUUUUUAUCUCGGGUGGUAAAGUGGUGCAUACGUCCCAGGGUAGGACUAAACUUUAGUGAUAAGAAGCCUCAAGAACUACUGAUUAGGUUGUAGGUGCUAUAUUCAAGGCCAUUCCCUUAAUUCCACCCACUAUAUCGAUGUUGUGUAAGCUGUUGAUGAAUUAUGGCAUAUUUCAUGUUGUCAGCCAUUUGCAGAGAGUUAAAUUGAUUGCGAUAGGUCUAAAUUGUGAAUUUGGUAUCGCAAUUAACUGUGUACCUAACAUUGAUAAAACAUAUGGUUUACUCUUCCAUUGUUCCGGCUGUUACAAGAAAAAAUCUUUGGGGAGGGACUACACUGGAACACCUGUAAUAUCGACAGGAGCUGUUUGAGGUUUCAGUAAAGUUUCUUCAGUGCAGUGGUAUCAGCGCUGCAGCGAUGUUUUCUUGAAAAUAAUAUGCAUUUUAGAUGUGAGUUUUUGAGUAGGUAAUUUGGUAAAAAUAGAUGAAUGUCUUGUUGGCAAAAGUAAAUUUAGCCGGGACAGAUGACAAUCUGGGCUGGGUAGGUUACAUACAUAGGUAUUGACAGAUCGCAGAUUUUUGGUGUAUACGAUCAAAAUACGAAUAAAGGACAUUUUCUAUGGAUAACGAAAGCGUCAGCAGAAUCUGUCCAACCAGUUUUUGAAAAAUGGGGAGUUGAGUACGGGAGUAUAUACAGAUGAUUGAAUAUCUUACGUAUCGCCGUCUGAGACUGGUUAUCCCUAUUAAGUUGUUCACUAGAAGCACUUCGUUGAUCUAAGAAAUGGGUUGCACAUACACAAAGUUGGAAAAUAUGGAGUCGUCUUUGAAAGUUUUUAUGACCUGGUCACGAAAGACAAUAUAGUCUCAUAUAGAUGAGUGGCAAUAUAGACAAUUGUAUGGUUUCAAGGAUGACAAACCUAUUGAAAACCCAGAUAUCUGUACUUCGUAAAACAUUUACUAAUUGUAAGUAAAAUAUCAUUUGUCUCAAUGAAUACUUUGUUCUUCAUACACUCGAUUCUGAUUGUACCUACUCAAACGUGAUUAACCAUCAGUAAAACUAAGUUCUACCGAUUACAGGAUAACCUGAAGCCUAAUAAGUCUCCCGGUCUUGGAGGUGUGCACCUUAAGAUGUUUCUGACUAUGGCUGACAUUAUGCAUGAACCAGUCACAAAAAUAUUUAAUGAAUGUAUCCCAGGUUUGGUUACAUAAAGAAUCGAAAGGUGCUCCAUUUUCGAGGAUGAUAGUAGGCAACUAGCUGCAAACUUUCACCCUGUCAGCUUGACCUGUAUAGUCGUGAAAGUUCCGAAGAAAAUAAUUAAGGACAAAUUACUAGAUCAUGUUGAAACAAAGCUAACUGACACAGGUGAAACAUGGCUUCCGAUCCUGUCUAACGAACUUACUUUUAUCCAUUAAAGAAUUGGUUGAAGCAGAAGAUAACGAACUGUUUGUUGGUAUGGUGUUUAUUAAUUUUACUGAUGCAUUUGAUAAUAUGUUCAACUGUGACUUGCUGCAAAAGUCUGCGGAUUUCGUUAUAAACGUCAUCAUACAAGAGUAGUUUAGGACUAUCUGAAUAAUAGAAGCUGACGAGUCAGAGUAUUAUUAUCUGAGUGGAGACAAGAUACUAGUAGGGUUUCCGAGGGCACCGUACGACGAUUUCUUUCGUUUCUUCUGUAUACAUAGAUUAUCAGGUGCGCUUAAGUCAUCCUCUUUAUUUGGAGGGUUGUUAAUCACAAUAAAGAUAAGCUAGCACUUUUGACCAGAAUCGAGGAACUGACCGAAAUGUUUAAAGGUUGGGGUGUGGGAAGCAACUCCAGUAAAAGCGUAGUAGUCAGGACUCUUACUACCCUUGCUCAAUAGGUGGGUCAAUAUUCUCUUGUGUUAGGGAACAGACGCCGUACUGGAGCUGGAUAACAGCAAGCUCGAGAAACCAGAAAGGUUUCAGACCUAGACGAGAGUGCACUGAUCAUAUUUUCACCCUCCGGCAGGCCUAGCUACCGGCGGCCGGCACUCGCUAUAUUUGCUGGUCGAAAGCCGGCAUUUGACUCUGUGAAGCGUAAAGAGUUGUGGUAGUGUCUGACUGUGAAAGAAGUACGGGGCAAGUAUAUGACGCUAAUCAAAGCUCUAUGCUCGAACUCACGCAUCUCUGUUAGAGCUUAUGGAGGGUUAUCAUCAGAAUUGACGACAACUAUGGGUGUCCUCCAGGCAUGUGCACUAUCAUCGUUCCUACUUACUUUCGUCAUCAAAAUCAACAUAGGAUCAGGCAUUACUGCGUAACGGUCCAGGUUCUCACACCUCAUAUCAGCACAUCAAGUAACAAGGCGAUAAAAUGGAAAGGGAGGAAAUGCGAUCAAAAGAGGUAGAAAGUAGUAAAAGAGAGAAAGGAGAAAUGAGAAAGUGUGAUUAAGUGUAGAGGUUAAGAUGAAGACAAUGUGUGCAUACAUCUGCGCCACUGACAUCGGUUCUGAGCUAUAUCACUUAGAGUCGCCAACCCCUAGUUUAUCUCGUCCCAUGGACCCCAGGAAGCUAGUCUGCAUCGCCUGACAUUGCCCAAACGAACAGUCAAGAACUUUAUGCAUUGGUGCCAUGUUUUAGUCUAGGCGUCCCGAGCCUUUUCCCACCCCGAACCUACUUCGGCCAACAUUGUGCGACGAGGCAGAUGUUGGCUAUGCACACGUAAUACAUGUCUCAGCCGAUGAAGGUUCACAACCUCAUCAACUGACAUUCCUUUUUUACCUUAAACUCCAUACCUGACUUCUAGGUUACUGACGUCAUGGCAUUAUGACACGCUGUUUGUGCUGUGAAGGUAAUGAUGGCCAAACACCUGAAGAUUUCUCAUAUCAUCUUCGUUUAAUGGUAAGAAAUUGCUAACUAGUGUCAAACGUACUAGGUAGUGUAUGGGAAUCAAAAGUAGUCCCAUCAGACUUUUCUAUACGAAGAGGGAGACGUUUUCCUUUGACAACCUUCGGGAAAUUAAUUUGACUAAAAUCGUGUCCAAGAUCUUGGGAUCCAUAGGUAUACAAUGCCUAACCGAAGCAAAACAACCAAAGUUUAGGAAAGAGACAAGUUGUAGACCUGGACAAGAGGAUGUCAGUUAGUCUUUCAUCAGUCGACAGGUGUUAGAAAACAGAUAUAUAUGGGUGGCCCAUACUUGUCAGAUUUCCCAACGUUUUGCGGUUUCCAACUUUGUCGAUCUUGAGGUGUUGUGUUAGUGUCUGAUAGUGAAGAGAUUACCAAGCAAUUAUAUUAUACAAGUCGAGAUUCCUUACUCGAACCUCUGCAACCGUGUAGUGGCCUAUAAGGAUUUAUUGGUUCAGGUAGUGACAUCCAUUGGUGUCCGCCAAGAAUGACCUCUGUCACCAUCCAUGUUUUACUUUGCCAUGGAUGUGCUAAUUGACAUAACCCUAGGUACCUCUAACUAAUACUCUGCAGAAAACGUUUAGUUGACUUGAAGUUUGGAAACAGAAUGGUUGUGUUAGAUGGAGACCCAGGCGAAACACGGUUUUCUGGACGUAUUGAGCAGCAAUUUUAGUAUUUUUGGCAUGUAUCUCGCAAGUGUAAAAUGUUGUUUCAAUAUUAAUCUGCAGCUACUUCCAGUUUAAGGAUGGUUAGUGAAGUGAUAGAAUGCGUAGACCACUUGACUUAUUUAAAGAGGUUGCAUCAACCUGAAUGGGUCGGUUGUCGAAGAAAUGUGAUCUUGAAUACAAAAGUCAUGUUUGGCAUUUGCAGACUUGAAUCAUUCUUGGCACCGACUGGCGAGAUAUCCGACGGCCUAUUAAAGGAGGAGUAUAGUAUACUGUAGUCCAUUCUGUACAAAUUUAUGGCUAUGCGUGGUAGGCUUUGAUAGUGAAUGUGGAGAAGUUACAGGUUCCUGACUACCGAUGUUUUCGUAGCGCUUCUCAUAUGUGGUGAAAUCACUACAAAGGAGAUGGUAAGGUAGGGGAGGAGCAAUAUGUCGGGUAGACAAGUUAAUUAAUGAGGUUGCUAAACUUAAACAUGUGCUCCACAGGCCGAUGCGUCGUCUACCUCGAUCCGAGUUCUUAACUUAAGUAGGAUUUGGUUGGAACAAGAAGGUCAAUGGUAGUCAGACCAAGACUUGAAGACUUUGUCUAAUGAUCUGAGCCAUGUAGGUAUUAGAGGUUUCCUGACUGGGGUUCCUAAGACGAUAAGAAUCAAUCCUUGAAGACUCUUGGUGAUAUAUCUGAUGAUCAACCACAAUGGCGUAGUUGUUCACGCCCUCUUUCGCCUUCAAGUUUUUGAACACUUUGUUGACGCUUAUCUAUUUCUUCUCGUAAAAGUUCGGCUACCUCAAAAGGAUUUUUUCCACUGACUUCCUGCAUGCGGUUGUAAAGUCUGGCCACUUAAACGGAUGCACAUCUGUUCCAGUUCUAUUCGUGUAUCGUUCUUAUGAAGCCAUAUUUAUUUUGUGACUCAGUAGCCUGAAGAGUUAGUGAAUAUAACCUAAGUCAAAGGUGGUAGUUAUUAUGAACAGUUAUAAAUGUGGUAAGAGCUUCUUUAGUGUAUGCGACGUUUCUCUUUCUGAUCCUUCUAUAGUUCUCUCUAAACCAGUGAGCUACAGAUCCACACAAAAAGAGGUAAUGCAUCAUGAUACUGCAGUCAACUUUGAACAAUGUUGUCAACAGUUGUCUUUCAGUGAUUGUCGUCGAUAAUUGUUCGCUUUACAAAAAUUGACAAAAGUUUCUCAUUAAUUUUUUUCUUUUAAAGUUUAGGAUUUCAUAAAGCACUAUACUUCUGUCAUGUUGAGAAUAUGUCGUUGGUUGACGAAAUGCAAGUUAUUGGGAACUGACUUAGCACCUAGAUUUUAUUGUGAUAAAAGGCGCUGGCUAUUCAAUGAAUGUGAUCUAUGCGAGAUGUUCGUUCGAGGAUGGGGCCCUGGCGGUCAGUCAAUUAAUACAACAGCGAAUUGUGUUGUUUUAAAACACAAUCCUACAGGUAUUGUAGUCAAAUGCCAGGACAGUAGGGAGUUAGAACGAAAUCGUGAAUUGUCUCGUCGUAGACUACAUGACAAAUUGGAUAUACUUUUCAAUGGAAAGGAUAGCAAAACUGAACAAAUUCGUCAGAGAAAAAAAUCAAAGGAACUGCAACGUUAUUUAAAGUCUAAAAAACGUCUUGCUGCAAAAUCGGCCUUUAAAGAGCGUGAAGGUCUCUCAAAUAAAUUGUCAAAUAAUAAUGAUGGUGAUAAUAAUAGUAACGCAUCCGGUGGCCAAGAAAACAUUUGAUUGCUUAUUUAAUCAUAGAUUCGCACUUCUUUUUCUCACGUCUUGUCUUCGUACCUUCUACAUAGUCAAGUAUUUUUAACAAUUAAGUGCAUCAUUAAUGACCUUUUCGUCCUGUA